AUGCAAGAAAACAUUCAAGAUGACAUGCAAAACAAUGGACAAGAAGUCACGCAAGAUGAAAUACAAGAGGACAUACAACAUUCAUUCGACGAUACACAUAAGAACAUGCAAGAAAACACACAAAGGCAAAUGCAAAAGAAAGAUAAUGCAGAACAACAUCGCCCUAAAAAUAUCCAAACACCAAAACACAAAAAAAGUAGACAUGAUUCAACACUAGAAUUACUAAAUAAAAGAGAAGACGAACGAUCUCUAGUAUAUAAAAAGAUUCUUGAAAAACAUUCUCCACUACAGCCAUCACAAUACGAAAAUUUUUUGACUCGAUGGCUGAUGUUGUCGAAACUUUUCCACUACGUGACCAGGCAGACAUUCGACUAA
Molecule: messenger RNA, 375 nt
Organism: Acanthoscelides obtectus
Lineage: Eukaryota; Metazoa; Arthropoda; Insecta; Coleoptera; Chrysomelidae
Source: the annotation of a GenBank genome assembly